AUGGUCAGUGACUCUUUUCUCAAGACAUGUGCUUUUAAGAAAAUGGACGUAGCAGAUAUUCUGAGGAGAGAUCAAGAUGGAGAACGUAUCAUCAAAGAACUGACGAGUGGAAAGGUAUCCCUCAAGACUAGAUGCAAGAUGGUCCGCAUUCUGGUUUCAGAUCUCAUAGUAAAUCACGGCACACACCCUUCUACAGAUGUAAAAAUUGGACUGGCAUGGUCAAUAGUGACUCAGUUUCCCACGUUACGAGAUCAAGAGGGGGAAGGAUACGAGGCCUUUUUUACUAAAAGUAGGGAUAGGCAUUCAGCUACAGGCUAUAUUGAGGAACGCCUUAGAAAUGUGAGAAAAAGAAUGCCCAAACAAGCCAGCACCAUGAAGGAUCAACCCACAGAUCAAGGAAGCGGUGAACCUCCCGCUGAAGACAAGGAUUCAACCAUUUCAGAAGACGAAGCUGCUGAAAUGUGUCGCUGGCUUCAGCACAACGUGCAGCCAGUGAAAACCGUACAAGACUAUAUGGCAGCAACAUCCCAGAAACGUAUCAGGGACAUCCAUAGGACUUUGUUUGGAAAAGGAGUGGCUGAAAGCCUGUCUAUGAAAUGGACAGAAGAAAUGGCGAAAAAGAUCAAACAGUAUGCCCAGAUGCAAAGAAGCAGCCCAUUACUGGAGGAGCUUUGUGCAGGCAUCGACACUGGUAAUCCACAGAGUGCACUGCACCUACUGCCACUGUUCCUGCCACCAGGAAGAACAACAAACAAACAUGGAAAAUGUCGCAUAUCAAGUAGUGAGGAGGCUUUGAGGUCUUUCAUAGAUGUCCAACCAAUUGGAACGAACUUGCCCUCCUAUCUUGGUGAGGUGCUAGAGGCAGGGGAUCGCCCACAGCCCUACGUUCUCAUUCUUGGAGGAAGACUCCAACCAUCUGAAAGUUUUGUGGUAAUUGAAGGACAUUCAAUCAAGACACAGUCUGUACUUGCUGCCGUUGAUGUGUGCUUCAAAGCAUUGUAUACUCUGGACAUUAACUACCAGCGACAAUGUGCAACUUCCUGGGAAUUCCUCCAGAAGUAUGUGUACGGCAUCAAGGAUGGAAAGGGAAAAGAGAUGACCUCUCCAGGGGUUCGCAGCCUGAGGGCCUUUCUGGACAAUGUUCCAUCAUGUUGA
Messenger RNA from Lytechinus pictus (painted urchin), 1155 nucleotides. RefSeq lists its product as uncharacterized. The coding region runs from base 1 to 1155 and encodes 384 amino acids. The record is from RefSeq and is a predicted model, not a curated record. NCBI's taxonomy places the organism in Eukaryota, Metazoa, Echinodermata, Echinoidea, Temnopleuroida, Toxopneustidae. The transcript has 8 exons.